UACGGUUUAGUAACAAACGGUUUGCCGCGAAGUGUGUGCACGCAUAGUAGAAAAAGUGUAGAAUUGUGAGUGCGUUUAUUAUAGUGCUUGAAUUUGCAACGGUAGCGAAUCAUUUAAGCGUAUAAAAAGUGAGAAGAAAUUUCAAUAAGUAUUAGUGUGUUUUCGGCAGUAAGCAAGUUUGUAUUAAUAUACAAAGAUUAAAAUAACAAAUAUACAUAAUAAAUAAUUAUAUGAAAUAGUGCAAUUUGUAAACCAAAACAUAUUUUAGCGUUAACAAAUGCCAUACAGCUGCUCAGGAAAUUAAUUUCAAACAGACUUUUGCAAACAGUUCGCCAAGGUCUAACUCUCCUACAACUUUUAUAAAUGAUAAGGAUCUACGUCAGCAAUUUUGACUAACAAUAAAAAGUUCGUCGUAACAGCAGUGAGCCGCUUAAUAAGAAGUAACAAACAACCAACAGGCAAUUUAGAAUUCUACAAAGCGCUUUGCAACGUAGUAUGUUGCAUGCAUUAAAAGCAGUCGGAUUAAAGAAAGAAAUCACCCUUAAAAUGUACACUCAAUUGGCCAAUAAAGGACCACGUCCAUUAGUGCUAUGCGGCCCAUCUGGCUCCGGCAAAAGUACUUUGCUUAAGCGACUCUUCGAGGAGUAUCCGAAAACCUUUGGUUUCAGCGUUUCACAUACGACACGCACACCACGUGCCGGUGAGCAACACGGCAAAGAUUAUUAUUUUACUGAAAAGGAUGUGAUGCGCGAGAAGAUAGCGAAUGAUGAAUUCAUAGAAACCGCUACUUUUAGUGGUAAUAUGUACGGCACAAGCAAGGCCGCGGUGCGUGAGAUCCAGAGUAGCGGCAAAGUGUGUGUCUUGGAUAUCGAACCGCAGGGUGUGGAGCAAAUUAAGAAAACCGAUUUGAAUCCCAUACUGGUGUUUAAUAAUCCACCAACCAUCAAAGAUUUGGAAUUGCGUUUGCGCAAGCGUCAAAGCGAAACCGAGGAGACGCUGCAGAAGCGGCUUGCCGCUGCCGAGACAGAGAUAGCUUAUGGUUUGAAACCUGGAAACUUCCACAAGAUCAUACAUAAUGUCGAAAUUGAUGAGGCUUAUGCAGAGUUCAAGGAAUUUAUUUUGAGUGAGCUGAAGCAGCAAGAAGCCCAAGGCGUCCAAAUAUGUUGGGAGUGAACUCUGAAAUGCAACCAAAUUUUCACUAAAUAAAAUAAAAUUUAAUUGUUACUUGAAUUAUUGGAAAAAAAAAACUUUUCGAAACACAUACAUACCUCUCAAUGUUGUAGAAGUUCGUUAAUAAAUGCUUAUAAAUAUA
Bactrocera latifrons is the source of this 1312-nucleotide messenger RNA. RefSeq names its product guanylate kinase-like. Gene Ontology annotation, molecular function: GMP kinase activity. The transcript has 4 exons. The record is from RefSeq and is a predicted model, not a curated record. Gene Ontology annotation, cellular component: cytosol. Gene Ontology annotation, biological process: purine nucleotide metabolic process. NCBI's taxonomy places the organism in Eukaryota, Metazoa, Arthropoda, Insecta, Diptera, Tephritidae. Bases 496 to 1173 code for a protein of 225 amino acids.